AUGUGGAGUACGGGAGCCGCUGGGCUGGCGCAGAUUCCCGGGCUAAGUCGGGAGUUACAGCUGUUCCUGCGGAGCUCCAGCCCGGCCGGCGCCGGGGCUCAGCACAGACCCAGCUCCAGCUCCAGCUCCAGGCUCUGCUCUCCUCUGCCCCACCUCAGCAUCGCCAUGGAGCCCAACAGCCCCAAAAAAAUACAGUUUGCUGUGCCCCUGUUUCAGAGCCAAAUAGACCCUGAGGCAGCUGAGCAGAUCAGGAAAAGAAGGCCGACGCCAGCAUCACUUGUCAUCAUGAAUGAACACAUGCCCCCAGAAAAAGAUGAGAAGAGAACAAACAUCUCACAGGCAGAGUCGCAGAGCGCCUCUCCCAAGCAGAGGAAGCAGAGCGUCUUCACCCCUCCUGCCCUCAAAGGGAUCAAGCACCUGAAGAGCCAGAAUGAGUCAGUGUUUCCCGAAGAAGAAGAGGCGCUUGGCGAGCGGGAGGAGGAGUGGGGCCAUUAGCCAGCCCAUC
Melozone crissalis (California towhee) is the source of this 505-nucleotide messenger RNA. RefSeq names its product protein phosphatase 1 regulatory inhibitor subunit 1C (gene PPP1R1C). Gene Ontology annotation, molecular function: protein phosphatase inhibitor activity. The record is from RefSeq and is a predicted model, not a curated record. Gene Ontology annotation, biological process: intracellular signal transduction. Gene Ontology annotation, cellular component: cytoplasm. Lineage: Eukaryota; Metazoa; Chordata; Aves; Passeriformes; Passerellidae.